Messenger RNA from Rotaria socialis, 1077 nucleotides. NCBI's taxonomy places the organism in Eukaryota, Metazoa, Rotifera, Eurotatoria, Philodinida, Philodinidae. The record is from the annotation of a GenBank genome assembly.
AUGCCAAGUGCAGCAAUAAUCGAUUCAUUUGUAACUGAUUAUCAACGUUCAUCGUUACUUAUUCCAUCGUUUAAUAAUGAUUUUUCAUUACAAUAUCAACAACAACAACAAACGCUUGAUGCACUUGGUAAAAAAAGUCAAAAUAUGACCGAAUGUGUACCGGUGCCCAGUUCGGAGCACGUUGCUGAAAUUGUUGGUCGACAAGGCUGUAAAAUAAAAGCAUUACGUGCUAAAACAAAUACUUAUAUUAAAACACCCGUUCGAGGCGACGAACCUGUUUUUAUUAUAACCGGUCGCAAAGAAGAUGUUCAAAUUGCCAAAAAAGAAAUUGUAUCAGCCGCAGAACACUUUUCACAAAUACGAGCUGCUCGUAAACAACAAUCAAGCACGAGUAGCUCAUCGAAUAGUAGUACAAGCAGUGGAAGUAAUACAAAUUUACAUAUUAAUAAUUUAAUAUUACCAAGUCAACAAACUACGAUACAAGUCCGCGUACCUUAUCGUGUUGUUGGUUUAGUUGUUGGACCUAAAGGCGCAACUAUAAAACGUAUACAACAAACAACAAAUACUUAUAUCAUAACUCCAGGUCGUGAUAAAGAGCCUGUUUUUGAAAUAGCUGGCCUACCAGAAAAUGUUGAAGCCGCACGUUUAGAAAUUGAAAGUCAUAUUGCUGCACGCACAGGACAAGCAUCAUCAUCAUCAGGUCAUCAAUCACCUGUUGAAGAUAAUGAUGAUAUGAAAUGGAUGAAAUCAAAAUUUACUCAUCAUUUAUCACUUCCAUUUAAUAAUAAUACAAUUGAUGAUAAUAAUAAUAAUAAACAUAUUCCAUUACGCACGGUAUCUCAAUCAUCUUAUUUUCCAUUAGAAGAUAAUUCAUUAAUGAAUCAGUCAUUUGAUUUUGGUUCAUCAUUUGAUCUAAUUAAUGAACAAACAUCGGAUGAUAAUCACAAUAAUAAUAUGAAUAUUAACAAUAAUAAUAAUAAUAAUAAUAAUAAUAAUAAUAAUCAUAAUAAUAAUAAUAAUACAAUAUUUGAUUCAGUUUGGUCAAAUUUUAGUCUUUUAUCAUUGAAAACAUCAUAA